CCCAACUAUGGUUUGUGAUUCUUCUCCUUCUUCUUUCCAUGAUUCUCAAAUAAAACACGAUGUGUUUAUCAGUUUCCGCGGCCAGGACACUAGACGCAGUUUUGUGUGCCAUCUGCUAAAGGAACUAUGUCGGGUGAAAAUUAAACCUCAUGUAGAUGAGGACAUGGAGAGAGGAGAAGAAAUAUCAUCUUCGCUUCUGAAAGCAAUUCAAGAAUCGAAAAUUUCAAUCGUCAUAUUCUCAGAAAGCUAUGCCUCUUCAAGAUGGUGCUUGAAUGAGCUUGAAAAAAUAAUCGAGUCCAGGAACGUGAACAAACAGAUUGUCUUACCCGUUUUCUACGGCAUAGAUCCCUCAGAUGUACGGCAUCAGAAAGGCGCUUAUGAAAAUGCAUUUGCUGAUCAUGAAUUGAAUCUUCAAGGAAACGAUUUGAAGGUGCAAAAUUGGAGAUCAGCCAUGACGGAUGCUGCUAACAUAUCUGGCUAUGUUUCAUCCGGUUCCAAUCAUGACUCUGAGCUCAUCGAGAAAAUCAUCAAUGGUGUUUCAUUAAGAUUGAAUGCUACUCGUCCUUAUCCUAGUGAAAUAGAAGGCCUUGUUGGAAUUGAUCAACAUGAUGCUCCUUGUCCUAGUGAAUCAGAAGGCCUUGUUGGAAUUGAUCAACAUGAUGUUUCGUUAAGAUUGAAUGUUACCCAUCCUUGUCCUAGUGAAUCAAAAGGCCUUGUUGGGAUUGAUCAACAUGUUGCACGUAUUAGAUUAUUUUUGGAAAUGGAGUCAGAAGAAGUUCAAAUCCUUGGAAUUUGUGGCAUCAGUGGCAUAGGUAAAACAACCAUUGCCCAAGUUGCAUAUGACGAAUUCUCUUCCCACUAUGAAGGCCGUUGCUUUUUACACAAUGUGAGAGAAGAAUCGGAAGAGCAUGGGCUGGAAUAUUUAAGUGACAAACUUAUUUCUAAACUGCAGGAGGGUAAAUCCAUUCCUGUUCAAGAGAUGCCUAUUAGUAAAAGAAGAGUUUUGGUGGUGCUUGAUGAUGUGGGUACUCGAGAACAAUUAAAGCAUCUGGUUCCAGAGGGAAUUUGUUGGGGACCAGGUAGUAAAGUCAUUGUAACAAGCAAAAAGAAGCAAGAGCUAGCUGCUGCGGGAAGACUACUUCAUGACAUAUAUGAGGUCAAGGAAUUGGACUUUAAAGAAUCCCUCAAGCUUUUCAGCUUAAAUGCCUUCAAAAAGGGCCAUCCUGAAAGGGGAUAUGAAGAUCUUUCAAAAAGACUAGUUGCUUAUGCCAAGGGCCUUCCUCUAGCUUUGAAAGUUCUGGGUUUGUGUCUUUGUUCCAGAGGCAAAGAAGCAUGGGAAAAUACAUUGAGAAAACUUGAGAAGCAUGCCCCUCCUCCAAUUCGAGAUGUGUUGAAAAUGAGUUAUGAUGAAUUAGAGGGUGUACAAAGGCAGAUAUUUCUUGACAUCACUUACUUUCUUGGACAAAAACGUAAAGAUCAAAUCAUGAGCCUAAAUGAUGCCAAUGGCAUUUUUGUUGUGGAUGGACUUUCUGGUACGGUAUGA
Molecule: messenger RNA, 1543 nt
Organism: Neltuma alba
Lineage: Eukaryota; Viridiplantae; Streptophyta; Magnoliopsida; Fabales; Fabaceae
Product: disease resistance-like protein DSC1
Exons: 3
Coding region: 8-1543 (511 amino acids)
Biological process (GO): signal transduction; defense response
Molecular function (GO): ADP binding
Source: RefSeq, a predicted model, not a curated record